CACAAGGUAGGUGUUUUCUGUGCAAAAGGUCACUUGUGUAUAAAGGAGGCCCCAGCAAAGGGGUUGAAUUUUGGGGGCUCAAUGAGGGUGCAAAUGGCCAAUGCAAUGCUCCUGUAAACAGUGAGGAGUGGGUGGCGAGGGAUGGGUGUGCAGAGGGUCAGGUACUGCAAAGGAGCAGGGGCUUAAAUCGACAUGUGUGCAAAGUGGAGGUGUGCACAGAGUGGGGACUUUGGAAUGGGCGGUGUGGGAGUGUUGGUGAGGGGACAGUGCGUUAUAUCAAAACUUGAACGUGUCAAAGGUUGUAUUUUAGGUCCCAAUGCGGACCGAAGGCAUGCAAGUGAGUGUGGCACUGGAUGCCAGUUCCUCAGUAGGCCAAGGGCAUACGAGUGUGCAAAUGAGUAUGCUAGAUGGGUGCAAAAACACCAGUCCCCAAAGAGCAAUGAGUGUGCCAGAGAGUGCACGUGAAAUGUGCAGAGAGAGAGCCCUGCUCCAGAACUGGAAGCCAAAUCCGGAAUGUGCAAAGAAGUGUCAGUAAGGCUGGGUGGGUGCCAAGGAUGAAGCAUAUCAAAGGGUCCGAGUGCACAAAAGUGGCACAGGUGCCAGACCAGAGCCCAGGAAAAUGCAUGUGCAGAGGGGGUGAGUGUGGGGAGGCCUGGGGGUACACUGAGGGGAGCGGGCUGGCGCAGACGGGAGCGCACGGACGAGAAGAGGUGAGGCACACAUGGGUCAGUCUGCCAAGAUGGCGAUCGUGUCUUGGGUGGGGUAGGCACAUGCUCAUGAAGGGGGCAGGUGGAGCUGGGGGCAGGGCUGCCUCCUGCCUGCACACUGGCUGGCUCCUAGUCCCAGAACAGCUCUGGCAGGGAGCAGGGAGCAGGCGAGAGGCCCGGGAAAGGGAACAGGCUGCCAGCCCACCCGCCUGCAUGGGGUGUGUGAGGGGGCUGGGCACGCGUGUCCUGCCAACUGCAGCUCGCACCGCCUGCCAGGCCAGGCUCCUGGACACUCCCUUCCCGCUUUUCUCCUCCCACCUCCCUCCUUCCUCCAUAGUCCUCCAGCUUCGGAUCCACAGACGGUAUCAGGACCCAAGCCUCUCAGGGUCCUUCAAUGCCUCUCCAGUCUUGGAUCCAGAUCCGUGGGUCUCAGCCACAGACCCUGCUCUGGCUCCCAGAGCAUCGGCCCCAGUCUCGCCCUUGGGCCCCACCCCUUUCCUCUUCAGCCCUGGGGACCUGCUCCAUGAAUCAGAAUACCACCCUUGGAGCUCUCUGAAGGACUCUCCCAAGAUCUCCCAACAUUGGAGAGAGCCCAAGCCAAAGGGGAACUUGACCUACCACCAGUACAUGCCCCCAGGGUGGAGACAAGGGUCCAGGGUAGACUCCCAGGCCAAAGGGUUGGCCUUGGGUCCCCCUGGACCACCUCUGUGGGAAGGGACAAACUCACAGCAGCCACCUCCCAGGAUGAAGCCCACUGCCCACACUUCCUCCCCACCUGGAGUCCCCAGCCCCUCGCCCCCUCCACACAAGUUGGAACUUCAGACCCUUAAGCUGGAGGAGCUGACGGUCUCAGAGCUCCGGCAGCAGCUGCGCCUGCGGGGCCUCCCGGUGUCGGGGACUAAGUCGAUGCUCCUGGAGCGCAUGCGCGGCGGCGCCCUGCCCCGCGAGCGGCCGAAGCCGCGGCGCGAGGACGGUCCCUCGGGUGCUCCCUGGCCGCGCCUCAGGCCCAAGGCUCUGGGAGCCGUCCGGCGGCAGGGCUCGCUCAAGCCGAGCCCAAACUCUCACCCUCCGCCUCGGGCACGUGCCUCGGACACCCGUGCUACUGCUGCGGUCCCGACCCCGGCUUCCGCUCCGGCUGCGGCUCCAGCACCGACUCCUUCCUCAGCACUGCCCACAGCGGCCCUGACUGUGGAGGAGGAACUGCAGGAAGCCAUCCGCAGGGCGCAGUUGCUUCCGAACCGGGGCAUUGAUGACAUCCUGGAGGAUCAGGUGGAGCCUGAGGACCCGCUGCCCCUCAUCCCCCUGGACUUCCCCGGCUCCUUCGACGUGCUGUCCCCCUCCCCGGACUCUGAAGGCCUCUCCUCUGUCUUCUCUUCCUCGCUACCGUCCCCCACAAACUCCCCGUCCCCCUCUCCCAGGGGCCCCACAGACUCCUUGGACUGGCUGGAGUCUCUGAGUGGAGGUCCCCUGCUAGGCUGUGGUCCCCCAGCCCCCAGCAUCUUCUCUGCUGACUUAUCUGACUCCAGUGGAACCCGGCUGUGGGACCUGCUGGAGGAUCCAUGGUGAUGGAUGCUGGGGUUUCCAGGGACGGAGAACUGGUGGGGAUGGGAAGGUCACCGAGACAAACUCCCAAAGGAGGGGGUGGGACAACCGGCAGAGCCCCUCCCACCACAGACACGGAAUCAGAGAGGACUCUCAUCCCCCCCAGGCCCCGAACUGCUGCGGACAUGCCAACCGCCUGACUCCCGCCUGCCUGACCUCCAUAUGAUCCCCUCCAUGGUUGUGUGGUUGGGGGCGGGGAGGUGUCAUUUGCUGCGGGCCAGGGCAAACAAGCUGCUUGCUGCUUCCUUCAGAGACCUCAUGGAUGUCUUUGUUCCCACCUUCUCCCCUCCCAUGCCACCAACUAGAUGGGAGUCUGGAAGGUGGUCUGUGUUUUUUGGGUGCAGGAGAGGGGGCAGGGAAGAGUCAGGAGGGAGAAUAGGGAGCCAGACCCUUGGCUUCUGGUUGGAAGUGAGAAUAUCAGAAGCGUCAUGUCUGAGGUCAGAUUCUCUUGGAAGCAGAGCCUGAGACAAGAUUCGUGUGCCCAUGAUUUAUUAAAGAAAUGCCCUGAGGAGAAACCAAAAAAGAGCGGAGGAAACCAGACAGUGAAGGGGAAGAAGACUAUCAAGAGUAUGGCUUCAGGUGAAGUCCCAACCUCUGCGUGAUCCCAUGGGGAGCUCUGGAGGAUAAAUUAAAUUGCAGGGUCUUUCUUACUCUGAGGCAAAAGGAGCUAGGCUUUUUUUUUUUGUGGGGGGGAGCUAGGCUUUUGAGGCAGAGGGAGAUUCCUAUUUGGGUUUCUUAUUGCUGAAUAACAAGCCACCCCCAAACUUGGAGUCUUAAAAUAAUAACUAUUUAUGAUCACUCACAACUUUUUUUAAAAGAUUUUAUUUAUUUUUAAACAGAGAGACAGUGAGAGAGAGAGCACAAGCAGGGAGAAUGGGAGAGGGAGAAGCAGGCCUCCCGCCGAGCAGGGAGCCUGACGUGGGGCUCGAUCCCAGGACCUUGGCGUCACGACCUGAGCCAAAGGCAGACGCUUAAUGACUGAGCCACCCAGGAGCCCUGAUCACUCACAAUUUCAUGGGUUGACUGGCUUAGCAAGGCAAUUCUUUGGCAUCAUAUGACUAGGGCUGCAGUCAUCAUAGUGUCCAAGUGGACUGGACCAUCCAAAAUGGCUCAGACAUGUCUGGCGCCUUGGUAGGAAUGGCUAGUAUGCUGGAGCCAGCCGGGCUGUGGUCUCUCCGUCAGGGUAUCUGGACUCCCUACAUGGUAGCUCAGGGUCCUCCAAAGCGAGCAUUACUGGAGCAGGAAGCAGAAGCUGCCAGUCUCAUAAAGACCAAGCUUGGAACUGGCCCAGUGUCACCUUCACUACGCUCCAUUGGUUAAUGCAAGUCGGGCUGGCAGAAGAUGGGGAGGGGGCUACAAAGAUGUAGGAAUCUUGGAGGCAUGGUCAUUGGGGACUAUAUGUGGAGACUCCACUACACCCCUCUCGUCAGUCAUGAAGAGAGGGUGGGACAUAGACUGCCGGGCACCUUGAACCCCAGGGCAGUCCUGGGAAGAAGGUCACAGAGGAAGCCCAUUAGCAGCAAAAUCUUGUAAAAUGUAGGUUUUAUUAUUCAGGUGUGGGGAAGCCUAUAGAUCAGAAGGACCGCAAUUGAAAAGAUCCUUUGUUGGGGCACCUGGGUGGCUCAGUUGGUUUGGUGGCUGACUCUUGAUCUCAGCUCAGGUCUCAAUCUCAGGGUCAUGAGUUCAAGCUCCACAUUGGGCUCCAUGCUGGACAUGGAGCCUACUUAAAAACAACAACAAAAAACCCCCAAAAAACCAAAAAAGAUAGUUUGUUAUUCUCACGGAUCCCCAAAGAAGGGGGUGUGCCAAGCCAUGCACGGCCACCUGGGGAAGUGCCAAGGUAGUCAGGAGUCGGGGGAGAGGGGAGCCCUGAGCAAGAGUCUUUGUUGUAGUUUCUCAGUGAGGGAACAGGGGAGGCAGGGUAAGUUGGCUUAAGAUUGUCUAGUAUGAAUGAUUUCAGCUGGCUCUGGGGUGUAGGGACCAUCCCUAGUUGUCUGGAACGUGGUCCUGCGGUGAUGAGGCAGAGGAAUCAUGGCCUGGAGGAAUAUAAAGCUCAUAAAGGAAAUGGUUGGGGGUCCGAGCUCUGGACUGGUUGGUUUGCAUAUGCAAAGCAUGCUCCUGGGUGAGUCCUUUAUUAUCUCUGGGAAUUGGCUAGCCCUGGGAGGGGCAGUCCCUCCAGAUGUCAAAGCACCAGAAAUAUGGGAAAUAAAAAGCCAUAAUGAAUGCAGAGAGCACACAGAAGAUGGGGGGUGGGGGAGGCUGAGUGCACAGAGCCAGGAAGAGGGAUCUAGAUCUAUCUGAGGGCACCUGGGUGGGCCAUCCACGUAUCCACUACAGGUGGAAAAGGACAGCAGAUCAGUGACGUGCGACAGUACCCAGAGCCAGUGACUGCCUCUCAUCUGGCUGUCCAUUUGCUCAUGGGUCCAGUGAGGAUGAGAUGUUCACUGAGCCCUACAGCCCAGUGAGGAUGAGAUGUUCACUGAGACUUCCCAUGAGCUGGACCUGAUGUGGGAGACAUGCUGACAAAUAAUCACCCUUAUGAGCUGUGGAUCCACGAUUCUAGUUCCUCCAUGGGCAUUAGAGAGUCAUGAGAGAACAGGUAAGGGAGGGAGAGAUCUUUACCGUGAAGGAAAGGUAUCUUCUGACCAGUCAGGUGGGAGGUGUCAGAUGGGCACUUUAAAUCAGGUUCAUGAGUCCAUAGCCUGUGCCCUCAGAGUUGAAAAAACAGAGCCUCAGUCUCUGCUCUGGUGAAGCUCAGACAUUUGCACAGAGAGAGUUCCAGUGCAGGGUGAUAAGAAUUUUCACGGCAGAGGGGCCACGACUCCUAGAAAGUACCAGAGGGCGCCUGGGUGGCUCAGGCGGUUAAGCGCCUGCCUUCGGC
Zalophus californianus (California sea lion) is the source of this 5190-nucleotide messenger RNA. It is a transcript of the gene MAMSTR, whose product is annotated as MEF2 activating motif and SAP domain containing transcriptional regulator. Lineage: Eukaryota; Metazoa; Chordata; Mammalia; Carnivora; Otariidae. The coding region runs from base 555 to 2273 and encodes 572 amino acids. The transcript is spliced from 8 exons. The record is from RefSeq and is a predicted model, not a curated record. Gene Ontology annotation, molecular function: transcription coregulator activity. Gene Ontology annotation, cellular component: nucleus. Gene Ontology annotation, biological process: regulation of transcription by RNA polymerase II.